Messenger RNA from Oncorhynchus nerka (sockeye salmon), 3977 nucleotides. Its product is annotated as soluble guanylate cyclase 88E-like. The coding region runs from base 1493 to 3019 and encodes 508 amino acids. The record is from RefSeq and is a predicted model, not a curated record. Gene Ontology annotation, molecular function: guanylate cyclase activity. Lineage: Eukaryota; Metazoa; Chordata; Actinopteri; Salmoniformes; Salmonidae. Gene Ontology annotation, cellular component: guanylate cyclase complex, soluble. The transcript is spliced from 11 exons. Gene Ontology annotation, biological process: nitric oxide-cGMP-mediated signaling; response to oxygen levels; cGMP biosynthetic process.
UAGACAAGCCACUAGUAGCUAGCUCAAGCAGAACGUACAACCAAAUAAUAUACAUUUUUUAAAUAUACUGGUAGCCAACAAGCUACUUACCAGCAUGCCGGAAAAAAAGCACAUUGUGACUGGAUGCCAUAGUGUAAAUUUAACGUUACACUAUUUUCUGAAGAAAGAAGACAUCCGACAGCAGUGUCUCAUUUUUAUUUUGGGUGGACAGGCUUCACCGAAAAUUACAAUUAUGUCACGGGUGUGCAGUGCACAUUUUGAGCAAAGUUGCUUUAUCAAUUUGGGAGAAUAUUCGAUUGGUCUUGCCAGGAAGCUAAUCCUAAAGACGGAUUCAAUACCAUCAUUGACAGUGGAACAGUGGGUCUUGAAAGUGCUGAAUGUCAUUAUGAUUUUCACUUUUCAUCUCCUUUUGGUCUUUUCACUAUCUUCAAGCUGUAAUGAUAGACAUUUUAGAAAAUUCAACAUCUAUUUUGUCUGCACAGCUUCCCAGGCAACCACCACAGCAGGAAUGCUGUGAUACAAAAUCUGCUUUCCAAAGGCAAAGAAGGGGGGAUAUGCUGUGAAACAUGUGAAGACAGACCCAACAUACUAUCUACACACACCUUAACAAUGUGUUUGAGCUACUGUCCAAAGCUGUGGUGGAGAGCAAGCAGAAGGUGAAUGUCCCUAAACUGAGCAAGGAAAAGGAAGACGAGGGAAAAGAGGAGAACGAGAAACCCAAGAGAGAGGAAGAGAGAGGUACAGAGAAGUCAAGGGUCCGCCCGUCGCCACAGUCAACCGACAGGAGAGGGGAGUACUUUGUCCCUAACAAUCUCUAGCACAUGUCGAUUGUUUAAGUGAUUUUGAUGAAUUAAGGUCCAAUGCAGCUGUUUUUAUCUCAAUAUCAAAUAGUUUCUGGGUAACAAUUAAGUAAGUUACUGUGAUUGUUUCAACUAAAAUGAUCAAAAAGAAAGACAAAUAGCUUCUUAGUAAAGAGCAAUUUCUUAAACAAGAAUUUAGCUAGGACUGUCUGGUAGUGGGGAGGGGGAAACUAGCUGUUAUUUGCAGAGAGGUUUGGAACUCUCUUUCUUAUUGGUCUAUUCACUUAACUUACUGCCUGGUGAUGUCAACAGGCAGGCCAAAACUCCAUCCCACCAAAAAGGCUGACAUUUCAAGCAGUCCUUUCAAACAGCUCUUACAUUAAAAGGGUAUUAUAAUACUUUUCAUAAUUUCACAGUAUUAUUCCAACCUCAUAGUGUGGAAAUAUAUAUAAAACACAGGAAAAUCUCAUUUUGACUGCACUGGGCUUUGAAAGUCUUCCAACAUGUGUAACAAUAAAUAAUCUCUGUCAGUGCUGUUAUAAGCAUGAGUGAAAUGCAUAAAACAAAUGUCACUCACUCAGCCACCCAUUCUCCCUCUCUAACUCAGUCAUUCCCUCCCUCCCUCCCACCCUCCCUCCGUCAUUCAUUCCCUCCUUUCCUCUGGCCCAUUAGAUGUGAAGUCUGUGGAGGAGAUGAAGGGGGAUCAGGAGUUCAGCAGUGCUCUGACACAGUACAACAGCUCAGCCAACUCAGGGGGAGAGGACAUCGAGCUGCUCGCCUUCCAGACUGUCACCGGGAAGUGCAGUGAAACCAUCUUCGAGGAUAUGAGGGAACCUCCCAAGAAGCCCCUCCACCUGAAGGGUCAAAUGAAGUACGUCCCCCAGUGGGACUCGCUCAUCUUCCUCAGUACGCCCAUUAUAGAGACAGUGGAGGACAUGAUUAAAAUGGGCGUCUAUGUGAACGAUCUGAACCUACACGACUCCAGCCGAGAGCUCAUCUUAGCUGGAACACAGCAGUCGGCUGAACUUCAGCUGGCUCUUGACCAGGAGCAGCAGAAGUACGCCCAGCUCCAGGAGAUCAUCAAGAAGCUGGACGAGGAGAAGAAGAGAGGAGACUCCCUCCUCUACGCCAUGAUCCCCAAAGCUGUGGCUGACCGGCUCAGGAAGGGUAUCACGGCCCUGGAGACAUGCCAGGUGUUCCCGGACGUGACCAUCCUAUUCAGCGACGUGGUGAAGUUCAACGAGAUCUGCAUCCACAUCACGCCCAUGCAGGUGGUGGACAUGCUCAACGAGAUCUACAUCGUCUUCGACACGCUCAGCGAGAAGCACAAUGUCUACAAGGUGGAGACCAUCCGAGAUGCCUACAUGGUGGUGGCAGGCGUGCCCAAUAAGACAACCUUCCAUGCCCACCACAUAUGUGACAUGGCCCUGGACAUGCUGAGCUCCAUCGACCACCUCAAAGACCCCUCCACUGGAGACAAUAUCCAGAUCAGAGUCGGGAUCCACUCAGGGAUGGUGGUGGCUGGGGUGGUGGGGCUGAAGAUGCCUCGCUACUGUCUGUUUGGAGACACCGUCAACACUGCCUCCCGCAUGGAGAGCAACGGGGUGGGCAUGCAGAUCCACAUAAGCCAGACCACCAAAGACCACUUGGAACAUGAGCCCUACAUAAUUGAGGAGAGGGGAAAGAUUUUUGUGAAGGGUAAAGGCUACAUGAAGACAUAUUGGCUGAAGGGGAAGAAGGACCUGUCGUUUAAGACUCCAGCAGAGCUCCGCUACAGCAGUGAACAGAAGGACUCAGAGGACAGGAGCUCCAAUGGGUCCACCUGCACCAACACCAAGCGCUCCACCUCCAACCUGAACAUUCCCAACGAGGAGCAGGCAGAGGGCAAGCCCACCCCCACAGAGCUGCCUGCAGAGCCCUUACCUUCACUAGAGGGCGCCCCUGAGGACCCCACAGACCCCACCGAGCCCCAGGAGAAGAAAGUAAAAAAGAACACUAAGAACAACAACAAAGGGGGCGUGGCCAAGCCCGAAGCUCCUCCCCAGCAGGUCAAUGUAGUGCAGGAGAGUGCAGUUCUUCCUGCUGCUGCCCAGGAGACCCCCACGGCUCCCCCGGCCUCCACCGCCCCAGUGCUCAACAACAAGAAGAACAGCUUCAGGCAGCACGCCAAGCUGCCCGCCCACCUUCCCAUGCGCAGCACUUCCUGCUGCCUACUGUGAGAGGAGAGGCUAAAAUAAUGUGACUGGCCUGCAUCUUAUUGACAGUCCUGUGAAGGCAAACCUGAAACUGACCCUAACCUUGAACCUCAACCAAUUAGAAAAUUCAACAUGUUUUCGCUGGUUAGUCAUGUCCCUUUUAGUUUCUCCCUACUGUGAGAUGGACCAGGCCAGAGUUCAAGACCUCUCAGAUCAUGGACCAGCCUUCAUGUUCGAUAUAUUGUAUGAUGCCCUGGUGUCUAUCCUAUGUUUUUUCUUAGGCAGGACCUGAGGGUCCCCACAGCAAUAUUCAGGGCAGCCCACACCUAACGUAAUGUAUUAAUCCAUUUAUUCAAGGUGGAGUAACAGAGGUAGACAGGGCGGACCACCUCACCUAAGUAAUAAUAGUGGAAACAUUGAUGCUCCUAAAAUUAAACAAAUGUGACAUUGCUGAAAAGGGAAAAAACAUUUCUCUUCCAACAAAUAUAUACCGAUACUCAUGUCUUGAUGACGUGUUAAACAGUGGGCCUUUUUUGGUAAUACAAGCACCUGGCUAAUGUUAUGGAUUUUUGCAUGUUGUUGAUAGGAAACAGGUCAAUAAAUGUACAGUUCAUGUACUAUUUAUUAAGUUAUUACCGUCGGUGAAAACACCUUUUCUGAUUACAUGAUCACAAUGGAUUGGUAUACAGAGUAAGAUGAGAUGUCAAGAGAUGGUUGUAUUUUAUUUGCAUAAACUAGUUCUGAGAAGUCUGACACAAGUUACAGUUCUGAUACUGUAUUUAAUGAUGGAAUAAUAGACUUUAAUAAUCAUUUAUAUAAUAGCGCUUUUCCUAAUGCUGUAAGUGCUUUACUUUUCUGUUUUGUAUUUGUAAUUUGUUGCACGUUUACUGUAUGUUAGCACUUCUUUGUCCAUAAAAACUGUACAGACAAACACGUCACGUGUUCAUUUCCUUGUUGAUAUCUGUAAAUGUUUUACUUGACA